AUGCGCUCCUCGACCUUCCUCAGCGCCUCGCUGCUCUCGCUCGUCCUCCCGUUCGUCGCGGCGGAGGGACACGGCGGUAGCGCCCGUCGCCACCGCGAUAUCGCGCAUCGCCCGCGCGGGGACCUCGCGAAGCGGUUCUCCAACGCUCGGUUCACGUUCUACGACGUCGGCCUCGGUGCCUGUGGGAUCACCAAUGUGCCUUCUGACUUCGGGGCGCCGUCGCUCAUUGUGUUUUCCCGUCGCCAGAUCGUCGCGCUGAACAGCAUCCAAUAUGGCGGCGGUUACCCUGGCCCCGAGUGCUUCAAGAUGAUCACCAUCAGCGUCAACGGCAAGUCAGCCCAGGCUCAGAUCACCGACGAGUGCCCUGGAUGCCCGUACGGCGGCCUCGACUUCUCCCGUGGCCUGUUCGACUACUUUGCGGACGAGUCCGUCGGCGUGCUCACUGGCACCUGGAACUUCAACGACGGCUCUGGCGGCGGCACCGUCUCCUCCAGCACCGCCGAUCCGGAGCCCACCACCACCAAGAAGGUGCACACCACCACCACCACCCCCGAGCCCGAGCCCACCACGAGCUCGCCCCCUCCCCCGGAGACGACGACGUCCAAGUCCAAGACCCCGACCCCGACGCCCACCCCGACCCCGACGCCCACUCCGACGCCCACGCCCACGCCCACCCCGACGUCCACCUCGCAGGUCCCGUCCACGACGAGCACCACGCCGUCGACGACGAAGGUGAAGACGACCUCGAGCGCGAAGCCGAGCACGUCGUCCACCCCGUCCGCCGUGCCAACGACUGCGCUCGACCUGUCCUCGGGCGUCGCGAGCGGGCUCGCGGUCGCGACCGGGACGAUCUCCAGCACGUCGGGCGACCCCGAGAGCCUCGACGUCGCGAACCAGGCGCUCAUUGGCCUCAGCGGCAUCAUCGCCGGCGGCGCCGCGUUGUAG
Heterobasidion irregulare TC 32-1 is the source of this 945-nucleotide messenger RNA. RefSeq names its product Non-catalytic module family EXPN protein. The transcript has 5 exons. Lineage: Eukaryota; Fungi; Basidiomycota; Agaricomycetes; Russulales; Bondarzewiaceae. The record is from RefSeq and is a predicted model, not a curated record. The coding region runs from base 1 to 945 and encodes 314 amino acids.